AUUGAACACUAUUUCAACUAACUUGUAAGCUCAUUAUGUCUGGUCGUGGCAAAGGAGGCAAAGCAAAGGGAAAGUCAAAGACUCGCUCCAGCAGGGCCGGACUCCAAUUUCCCGUCGGUCGUAUCCACCGAAUGCUCCGCAAGGGCUCGUACGCUGAGCGUGUCGGUGCUGGUGCCCCUGUCUACCUGGCUGCCGUCAUGGAGUACUUGGCCGCUGAGGUACUCGAGUUGGCCGGUAACGCAGCUCGUGACAACAAGAAGACCCGUAUCAUCCCUCGCCACUUGCAAUUGGCCAUCCGCAACGAUGAAGAGUUGAACAAACUUCUCUCUGGUGUCACCAUCGCUCAGGGUGGUGUUUUGCCAAACAUCCAGGCUGUUCUCUUACCUAAGAAGACCGAUAAGCCCGCAAAGGCUUAAAAUUCUUGUUUUAUUUCAACCAACCGGUCCUUUUCAGGGCCACUAGUACGAACAGAAACGAUUAAUCUCUAUCUGUUUAUUUACAAUUAAUCUUCACAAGAUAAGGUAAUUAUACUUAAGGUAGACAAAUCCUUUUAUAUUAUACAUUCCGUGCUCUCAAUACCUCAAUUUCUUGUUCGUAGGUUGUUUAUCUCCUGGCCUUCUCAAAUAGCGUAAUAAUUUUUAGUUACCAAACCGUGUUUUGCUUACAACCUUUUCCUAUAGACAAAUUCAUGCUAGAGAGAAAAGCUGUGACACUCUUUCGUUUCCGUGUUGAAUUUAGUUCCGCAAUUACGCAGUUAUUGGCUUCACCCUGAACAGUUACAGCGCCAUUUCUUUGCGAAAAUAAUUUUCACUAUUAGGAAGCAACUAGGCGUGAAAAUUUCAACAAGGAAAAAGUAUGUUGUGCUUAGCUUUAUUUGAUUUUCACUACCCACUACCUAAGUGUAAUCGAAUCCCUCGUUCAUGAAGCUCGAUGAAGAAUAAAAAUCGCCCAAGCUUAGCUAAAUGUAAGUAUUGACCUAAACGAAAGUUGUCUCGUACUUGGUAUAAAUUUUUCGGGUCGCUCCUUUCCUUACGUUAGAGAACUGCUAAAUAACUGGAAACUUAACAAGAAGUCAUGGAAACAAAAGUAAGCCGCCCUGCAUUGGUUGGUUCCUGAGUCUUUGUUUUCUAGCAUACCACCAGAUGGCUCUGAUUUCCUCUAUUUUUCUUCCAAAGCCUUAAUUCUCGUUCUCAUGGGGGUACUCUGCGGGAUUCAUUUCACAACCACUUGUUGCCUCCCGCUAUGAGUUGCUAGGUUAGAAAGUAUUGUUCUCUCUUUAUUGUACAUUUUGCGUCAAGGAAGUUUUCUUUUAGGUUUGUACUUUCCAGUUUCUUGUAGUAAACUAAGUUUGCUUCCUUUUAGAAACCAGGAAAAGUGCUGUCACUCUUUUCUAGCCAAUUGUUUUGAGGGCCGUUGUUACAGUUUGAUAAAACCUUUCCGGGACGAUAAAAUCAGACAUUCCCAAUUCUUGAUGGUGUCGGUCGAAGACGCAUCAGCGGUGGAGCCCGCCAAGAUCCAUUGUAUAACAAACGUGAACAAUUUUUCUCAAACUACUACACUUCUCCUUGAUGGAGAUAAUU
Molecule: messenger RNA, 1580 nt
Organism: Daphnia magna
Lineage: Eukaryota; Metazoa; Arthropoda; Branchiopoda; Diplostraca; Daphniidae
Product: histone H2A
Exons: 1
Coding region: 36-416 (126 amino acids)
Cellular component (GO): nucleosome
Molecular function (GO): structural constituent of chromatin; DNA binding; protein heterodimerization activity
Source: RefSeq, a predicted model, not a curated record